AGUACGCAAACUCCAUGGUUUCAAGGCAUACUGGGAGAAAGUCUCCGGCUCUUCAUUGGCCACGUAGGAGAAGCUGUGGUUUGUGUAAAAGCGCGGGCUUUAACGCACGUACGCACGGAGACUGCGCAGAUCUCCUCGUCUGAGUUCCGCGGAACUCAUUUUGAGUGUAGGCGUUUUAGCAGGUAGGGUUUAAGAACAGUUUCAUUUCCGGAGCCACCGGAAGCAGCUUGCAAAUGGCGUCUCCCUCGCUGGAGCGGCCAGAAAAAGGGGCUGGAAAAAGUGAAUAUCGUAACCAGAAGCCGAAGCCGGAGAACCAAGAUGAAUCAGAACUCCUUACGGUUCCUGAUGGUUGGAAGGAACCAGCUUUUUCCAAAGAGGACAAUCCCAGAGGACUUUUGGAGGAGAGCAGUUUCGCAACUUUGUUCCCAAAAUACAGGGAAGCUUACUUGAAAGAGUGUUGGCCAUUGGUGCAGAAAGCCUUAAAUGAACAUCAUGUUAAUGCAACCCUGGACCUGAUCGAAGGCAGCAUGACUGUUUGUACUACAAAGAAGACUUUUGAUCCAUAUAUCAUCAUUAGGGCCAGAGAUCUGAUAAAACUGUUAGCAAGGAGUGUUUCAUUUGAACAGGCAGUACGAAUUCUUCAGGAUGAUGUUGCAUGUGACAUCAUUAAAAUAGGUUCUUUAGUAAGGAAUAAAGAGAGAUUUGUAAAACGAAGACAACGGCUUAUUGGUCCCAAAGGAUCUACAUUGAAGGCAUUGGAACUCUUAACUAAUUGUUACAUUAUGGUUCAGGGAAACACAGUUUCAGCCAUUGGACCUUUUAGUGGCUUAAAAGAGGUUAGAAAAGUAGUCCUUGAUACUAUGAAGAAUAUUCAUCCAAUUUAUAACAUUAAAAGCUUAAUGAUUAAGAGAGAGUUGGCAAAAGAUUCUGAAUUACGAUCACAAAGUUGGGAGAGAUUUUUGCCGCAGUUCAAACACAAAAAUGUGAAUAAACGCAAGGAACCAAAGAAAAAAACUGUUAAGAAAGAAUAUACGCCAUUCCCACCACCACAACCAGAAAGUCAGAUUGAUAAAGAAUUGGCUAGUGGUGAAUACUUUUUGAAGGCAAAUCAGAAGAAGCGGCAGAAAAUGGAAGCAAUAAAGGCUAAACAAGCAGAAGCCAUCAGUAAGAGACAAGAGGAAAGAAACAAAGCAUUUAUUCCACCUAAGGAAAAACCAAUUGUGAAACCUAAGGAAGCUUCUACUGAAACUAAAAUUGAUGUGGCCAGCAUCAAGGAAAAGGUUAAGAAAGCAAAGAAUAAGAAACUGGGAGCUCUUACAGCUGAAGAAAUUGCACUUAAGAUGGAGGCAGAUGAAAAGAAAAAGAAGAAAAAAAAGUAACAUACCCAAAACUCCUUGACUAGAACUAUCUCCUUUUGUAAAGGAUUUUGAGAUAUCAGGCAUUAGUUGCCUUAUUUGUGAGAAAUUUUCUGAGGGCUUUUUUUUUUUUUGGUGGUGGUGGUGGUGGUUCAUAGAAGAGUGUUCUUUAUAAAUUAUAUUAUUAUUGUAUUUUUUGAAAAAUUUAUACUAGAAAGUGGUAUAUAUGUCUUUGUAUACAUUACGACCAUUGUGAUUAUCCAUUAAAUCCAGUGUCUGAUGCUAUUGGUUAGUAAUGAUGUCCCAGCAUUUGAUGUUCCCUCUCUAAUGAUUGAUAAUAAGUAAAUAUUUAGGUUUAUCCCUUUUGAAAGUUUGGUUUUACUUUUAACAGUCCAUGAACAGAAAAUUAAGGCCUCUAAAAUCAGAUCCCCUAGUUACUCCUCUGUUCUGAAUCUGGGGAAGUAGUAAACCAAAAAGACAGGGAAAACCAGAUAUUUAGAGUCGAAGCAGCAUGCAAAAAAUAAUAAUGUUUUUAACUAAUGAAGGCUACUGGAGUUACUAAGAAUCACCUAAAAAUGUGCUACUGUACCUUGCUCAUUUCCUUGCUCAUUUUGCAGAUUUAGAAGCUGAAACAUGGGUUAGGUUACUUACUAAAAGUCCACCUGUGGCAACCUGCAAAUAAUGCUUAUUUAUAGUAAAGAUGAGUUUAUCUGAUAGAGUUAGGAAAUUUCUUCUUUUGAGUAAGAGUAUUGCUAUAACAUAUAUUUUUUUCUGAAAUGUUUUAAAAUAGAAGUACACCUAAUUGUUAUUGGUUAAAAAAAAGCCAUAUGUGAAUAAGGUUGGUUUUUGGGUUUUUUCUUUCCUGAAUUGUAUUAGUCCAAAAGAACUAAAUUAGGGUACUUGUGCUGUACCAAAAUGGUAAUUAUAACAGACAGUAUUAGAAUUACUGAAUUAACAAUGAGAAAGAGAGAAGUGUAUCUGUUACGUGGAUAUAUGGGCCAGCCUGGAUAUACAACAGAGUAGUAACCUGUGAAACAAACAUAGAAUACCCUCUUAGACAUUGUUCCUCAUAAUGCACUGACAGAAUUCACAUAGCUCUUAAUGAAACAAUUUAAGAUUGAUGUACGUACGUUUGACUUGGUCUCGCUGUCGGUUAACUGUAAAAAGUUAGGGGGAAGAAAGAAAAAAAAUUAAAAGGGUAGAUACAGUUGAUUAAAAGGGUAGAUACAGUUGAGAGUUUUAUUUUAAAAAGCUAAGUCUUAUAAUUAUGACCAUUAACUUGUUUUGGCUUUAUUGCAGUGACUUUCCAAGUUUAAUUAUUCAAAACUUUUUGAACUGACUGAAUUAACUUGGUAUUUUUAAGUUGACUUUUUACAUAAACUUUAUAAACCUUUUAUAAAAAGGAAACUAUACCAUUACUAUAAAUGGAAAAUCAUUUUACACAUCAUACCUAGCAGGUAAUAAAAUUUAAAAAAUAAAAAUUAAAUAUUAGAAUGUGAGAAAUUUAUUAAAAUAUAGUUCUAAAAAUAAGUUUCUUCCUGAGAAGAAUGAUACUGUUUAUGAUGAAUCCAUAGUGAAAAGACAGUGACCUCUCUUUCAUCCAGUCUAGUAUAUCACUAAAUCAUCAUUACGAUGUUUGGCUAUCAAGUCAUUAAUUACUGUCCUCCUUUCACUGAGCUUUAUUCAAAUUUUGACAAUCAGAGCACUGGGAAGAAAUAAAUUCCACAACUGCCUUUAGCCUUCUGGAUACUUUCUUUUAUAAAAUAGAAACCUUUUCCACACCAAUUCUGCAGCAGUCACUAUUAGAUGCUCGUGGUAGAACCCAUCAAUCAUCUGGUCCUCUGGGUACUGUGAGCAUCCCUGGUCUUCAUACCUGUGAGUGGGCUUUGUGGUGAAUUACUGUAAAGAUGCUACCCUCACUUUUCUUGGCAGUUAUGUCCAUGAAAUCAAGAGUGUGAUGUUCUAGUUAUUUUUUCUUAUAUAUAUUUUUAAAUGUUCAAUAUUCAACUAUUGAAACAAAUGUACAUCUGUGAACUAGCUAAAAUCAUCUUAUGUACCACUAAUAUGCCCAGCACAUUUUGUAAAACAGUCCUGAUUUGGCCUCCAAGGGUAUUUAUUGAACUACCAGCAGUAUCUAGGAGACCACGAAGGAAUACCACGAAGGAAUUUACGCUCCAGUGCUUGCCAUAAUUUGUCUGAGAAGGAAUCUGUUAAAUAAAAGCUUUUAUCCUCUAACCUUUACCUUCAUCAGACCUUACAAAAGGUCAAAUGGUGAUUCUUAAGUUUUUUAGUCACAAAUCUUACUUAUUCAGUAUUAGUGCGAAGAAUAGAAUACUUUCAAGUAAGCCUAAACUUACAUGAAAACAAAUUACAUAAAUCUAGCUUUGAGAAUAGGAAAUUAGUGACAAGAUCAAUCUGUAAGAUGUUGAGCACUUAUCUGAAGUAAAUGGGUAAUGAGUUUCACAUCUUAUAAAUACAAGUUAGCAUGUGUCUUCUCAAGAGUCCAAGGGUUUUCAUUAUUGGACUACAGCUUUAAUCUUCUAAAUGUUAUUCCCCAAGAUUAAAGAGCAUCUCAGGUUAGAUCACCAAAGAUCAAAAGCUAAAACCAGAAGUAUUUUUGUCAUUGUGGUGGUGGUAGUGUUACUAAUUGCCUAGAUUUUUAAAGGGAAACAAUUUUUUCACUCGGUUGUUUCGUUGAAAAAAAUAGAAGCAGAAACUUGCCCAAAGUCACAGUGGUCAAACUGGAAAUUGCACCAAAACUUGGCAUACUGGUUCUGAAAUCCAUAGUUUUAGCCCUUAUGUAUACUGGUUAAUUUGGAAGGAAGAAAUAUAUAUGUUUUGAAGUGAAGAGUGAGUGAAAGGAAGAAUUCAGUGAAUACAUUGAUACCUUGAUAUUAUCUGCAUUGUGGCUACAUGUUACUUUUCUUCACAAGAGUGAUAUAAGUGAAAUAAAGAAUGAUUGGACUGGGAGAAAAA
Pan troglodytes (chimpanzee) is the source of this 4331-nucleotide messenger RNA. RefSeq names its product KRR1 small subunit processome component homolog (gene KRR1). Gene Ontology annotation, cellular component: nucleolus; small-subunit processome. The record is from RefSeq and is a predicted model, not a curated record. Gene Ontology annotation, molecular function: RNA binding. NCBI's taxonomy places the organism in Eukaryota, Metazoa, Chordata, Mammalia, Primates, Hominidae. The coding region runs from base 234 to 1379 and encodes 381 amino acids. The transcript has 10 exons.